This is a messenger RNA of Macadamia integrifolia, 2841 nucleotides long. RefSeq names its product E3 ubiquitin ligase PQT3-like. Bases 1053 to 2249 code for a protein of 398 amino acids. Gene Ontology annotation, cellular component: nucleus. Lineage: Eukaryota; Viridiplantae; Streptophyta; Magnoliopsida; Proteales; Proteaceae. Gene Ontology annotation, molecular function: ubiquitin protein ligase activity. The transcript is spliced from 14 exons. The record is from RefSeq and is a predicted model, not a curated record. Gene Ontology annotation, biological process: protein ubiquitination; ubiquitin-dependent protein catabolic process; mRNA processing.
AGCUGUUACUUACUCUGUUUUAUUUCUCAGAGUAUCUUGAUGAAAGCAUGUUGAUACCGAAACAUACCUCUGUUAUAGUUCGUCGGGUUCUUGGAAACCUUACAUUGCCGAUUGUAGUUGAAAAAGACAAGUACGACCUCCUUCUUCAGUCUUAUGUUUUUGUAUUGGUGAACUAAUUCUUAAGUAAGGGUUGCUUUUAUAUUGUUCAAGAAUGGCUUCAUUUAUGUCACGGUUUCAAAAUUCGAUGAAUCGGAUAGGGAUUCAGCUGAUUUGCCUUGAAACUCAGCUAAUAUUCAUACCAAAAUUCCAUUGAAUCGGUGGGUUUUCUGAUCAAAUUGCCAAUUCUAGGGUUCUUAGGACGGAUUCUGGACAAUUCCAAUCUGAUUUGAAUCAGAAUCGGCAGGGACCGAUUCAGUCACCGAGCCUUAACAACAGCCUGGACACAUCUCUCUCUUCGACUCUUCCUCUCUCUGCGUGUAUUUGUUUAGUUCUACUUUUGCCUCUAGGAGAAAGAUAGUUGGUCAUCUGUCCUAACAGAGUGAGAUGGUUUCUAUGUAUUUCGCAUUGCAGGAAAAAAUUUAUAGAGGAUAAGGUGGAGGCUACACAGGCCAAUAGUAGCUUUGACGCGGCACAGUCGGCCUUAACAACUACUUCGAUACAUCUAUCUCUCUCCCCUUUAUAUAGGAUGAGGUGGAGGUUUUGCAGGCCAACAAUAGCUGCUUAGAUGAGGCACAGUCAUCCGUUAUGAAAUUUCCUGAGGAACUGGACUUGGAUGAUUUUGGUGAUGAUGUUUAUGCCGAUCCAAAAGUAUCGCCAGUUUGGUCCAGCAACCCUGUGGUGGAUGCUCCCUGUCCAAGUGAAACUGAUGAGGAUAGGAGGAUCAAGGCAUUAGUUAAUACUCCAGCAUUGAAGUGGCAGAGGCCAAGUCAAAAGGGUCUCUGCUGUGGUAGAGAUUAUGGAAGGGGCACAGGAAGAAGAAUGAUGGGUGCCCUGGGUUAUGGCCGGGCUGGGCUGGAUGCGAUGACACCUCUGCAGGGCUGUGUAUGUCAUAGAUGCAAUAUUUCUGGACAUUUUAUACAACAUUGCCUACAAAUGAUGAUCCCAACUAUGACUUUAAAAGAGUGAAAUCCACAGUUCGUCCGGUUGCUGUUUUGAAUGAGGCGGCUUUUGAGAAGGAAUUUGAAAGGUUGCCUUCCACCAAAUCUUUCACCAAUUUUCCACCAGAACUCCACUGUCCUAUGUGCAAGGAAGUAAUGAAAGCUGCUAUGCUCACACGCAAGUGCUGUUUUAUGAGUUUCUGUGACAGGUGUAUCAGGAACCACAUUAUUUCAAACUCAAUGUGCUUUUGUGGGGCCACAAAUGUGCUUGAAGAUGAUCUCUUGCCUAAUGUGACCCUCAGGGAAACCAUCACUAGUAUCUUGGAAAAUUCUGGUAGCAUGAAAAUCCAAGGUACAGACUCUGCCUGUCAUGAGCAGUCCAAACUUUUAUCUUCCACUAUUUCUUUUGCAUCAAGUGGAGAUAAGAUCUCAUCACCAAACAAGGAUCGAACUUUAUAUAUAAAGGAGAUAACAAAUGAAGAAAAGGAUAUCACCGAUGCCCCACAAUCUUCUUUGGAGGAUGGGACUGGUGCACCAGUGACUCUGAACAAGAACGACGCGCUGGAGGAGCUGGCUUCCAAUGUUCCAGGAAAAGAGAAAAAGAAAAGCUGCUUGCCAGUAAAUGAUGGGGACAAUCAGGGGAGUAUCCCUCCGGAUCUUGUAUCUGGAGACUGUAUGUUGCCUCUUUGCUCUUCAGCUUAUAAUCCACAUGGGGUGAACAUACCACUUGGAAUGGAUGGUUAUAUGGCUUGUUAUUUUGGUGUUACUUCCCACUGGGGUUAUGCUGCUUCCUACUUUAACGUUCCUGUUGGACCUAUGUCUCAAUUCUCUUUUGUUGGACAUUGGGAUUUGUUGUCACAUCAAAGGAAUCUAUCAGAAAGAGUUUGGAUGUCAAACCCUUCAAACCCAAUAUCUCGAGUCAUGAGAAAAGAUGAGUCUGAGGCCAAGAUUUCUGAGCCGAGGAGGAAGCAUAAGAUAAAGCAACAUGGAGAAAGAAGAUGUUCUGGCAGACAACGCUAUGAUCAAGUGAAUAACAGUGUUGAUGUUUCUUCGGUGAGAUCCAAACCUUUAGUGGUUGCAGAACAUGAACAUCACAAUGACCAGUUCCACCAAGCUGAAAGGCAAGUAUGGAGAGAUCAGUGCACAAGUUAGAGGCAGUCCAGCUCCAUGAACGGCCCUACCAAUAUCAAAAUCAAGAUCAUCAUCAUGACAAGGCUGCAGACAGUAAACGGAAGGGUAGUGAGCUCUCGAGUGCAACCUUCACUGGUCAAGAUAUCAGCAAGAAGAGGGAGUUGCCUCCCAGAGAGGCUGGUAAUCCCAACAAGAAGUAACUGCUAUCGUGUUCGAUGGAAACAUCUGUAUCUAGUGGCCAGAGAGAAUACAGAAGCACCUUUGAUCACGAUUGGAGCGAUGAUGAUGAUGAUGAUCAAAAUUUCAAAAGGAAGCCCUCCUGGUAUCAAUCAUUACUGACAUUUCAAGAGCGAGCAAUCCCAAUAUGAACCAAUAGUCCCACUAUGAUGCCUACUCGAGAACCGGAAUUUUAACAGGAAGACCUGAUGGGCAUAUAUAAGUGGAUUGGGUUUGGGGUGGGGGUCUUAUUCUUUAUUGUGUGUAAUUUUUUUUAGAAUAGAUGGUUUUCAUUACAUCCUUGUAAACUGUAUAUAAGAUACAGUUGUUUCUUUAAACUUUCUUGUAUGGAUAUUUGUUACUUUUUAUGGCAAUGAAAGAUGCAUUAGGAUUCGUA